AAACGUUACGUCGAAUGGGUUGACGGUCGAGUUGUUUAGUAAUGAGUUUGACAACGUAAACAUGAUUUCAGAUUUAAUUUUGUUUGGGACGCUAUUAGUCAAUGCUGGUGCUAUCCUGAACUUCAAACUAGUCAAGGGGAAGAGUGACCAGUUUGAAGUCAACACAGAACCAACCUUAGGAGAAAAAGUUCGAGAAUUUUUACAGAGCUUGCGUUAUUUUCGGAUUUUCAUCGGAUUGUGGAACAUCUUUGUGAUGUUUCUCAUGCUAGUAUUUUUUGGACAUUGAUAUAAAUGCUGACAACUGUGUUACCCUGAAGGACAUAUCAUUGUAAUCUAUACAUUGUAAUCUAUACAUUUAUCAUGCAUUCACAUCGAAUUAUCACACAUAAAAUGUAAAAUCUGUUUAUAUUUAUUAAAUCAAAGUGAUACAUGUGAA
Ostrea edulis (European flat oyster) is the source of this 436-nucleotide messenger RNA. Its product is annotated as protein SMIM7 homolog. The transcript has 5 exons. The record is from RefSeq and is a predicted model, not a curated record. Lineage: Eukaryota; Metazoa; Mollusca; Bivalvia; Ostreida; Ostreidae. The coding region runs from base 62 to 286 and encodes 74 amino acids.